Molecule: messenger RNA, 1743 nt
Organism: Triplophysa dalaica
Lineage: Eukaryota; Metazoa; Chordata; Actinopteri; Cypriniformes; Nemacheilidae
Gene: cct4
Product: chaperonin containing TCP1, subunit 4 (delta)
Exons: 13
Coding region: 30-1628 (532 amino acids)
Biological process (GO): protein folding
Cellular component (GO): chaperonin-containing T-complex
Molecular function (GO): ATP hydrolysis activity; ATP binding; ATP-dependent protein folding chaperone
Source: RefSeq, a predicted model, not a curated record
AUAAUACAAUAUCAUACGUAUUUUUAAACAUGCCUGAGGCGGCCAUUAGAAAUGUAUCUAGAAACAAAGGAAGCGCGUAUGUGGACCGGGACAAACCCGCCCAGAUUCGCUUCAGCAACAUCAGUGCGGGGAAAGCUGUCGCUGAUGCCAUCAGAACGAGUCUGGGCCCUAAAGGCAUGGAUAAAAUGAUUCAGGAUGGGAAGGGAGAUGUUACGAUCACUAAUGAUGGAGCCACGAUCCUUAAACAGAUGCAGGUGCUGCAUCCUGCGGCAAAGAUGAUGGUGGAGCUGUCUAAAGCUCAGGACAUAGAGGCUGGCGAUGGCACCACAUCAGUGGUUGUGAUCGCUGGAGCUCUUCUGGAUGCCUGUGCUAAACUGCUGCAGAAAGGAAUCCAUCCCACCAUCAUUUCCGAGUCGUUCCAGAAGGCGGUGGAUAAAGGGGUGGAGAUCCUCACAUCCAUCAGUCAGCCGGUUGAGCUGAGUGACAGGGAGACUCUUCUGAACAGCGCCACUACCUCUCUGUGCUCUAAGGUGGUGUCCCAGAACUCCAGCCUCCUCGCUCCAAUGAGCGUGGACGCUGUCAUGAGGGUCAUCGACCCCGCCACCGCAACCGGCGUCGACCUCCACGACAUCAAAAUUGUGAAGAAGCUUGGAGGGACCGUUGAUGACUGUGAGCUGGUGGAUGGUCUGGUGUUGACUCAGAGGGUGGUGAACACUGGAGUGUCCCGUGUGGAGAAAGCCAAAAUCGGCCUCAUUCAAUUCUGUCUCUCCCCUCCCAAAACUGAUAUGGACAACCAGAUUGUGGUGUCAGACUACGCUCAGAUGGACCGCGUGCUGCGUGAGGAGAGAGCUUACAUCCUCAACCUGAUCAAACAGAUUAAGAAAGCUGGCUGCAAUGUGCUUCUCAUCCAAAAAUCCAUCCUGAGAGAUGCUCUGAGUGAUCUGGCUAUUCACUUUCUCAAUAAAAUGAAGAUCAUGGUGUUGAAAGACAUUGAGAGGGAGGAGAUUGAAUUCAUCUGCAAGACUAUUGGCACCAAACCCAUUGCGCAUAUUGACCACUUCACCCCAGAGAUGAUGGGUUCAGCUGAGCUGGUGGAAGAGAUCAGCCUGGAUGGCUCAGGCAAACUGGUGAAGAUCACUGGUUGUGCUAAUCCUGGAAAGACUGUCAGCAUUGUGGUCCGCGGAUCCAACAAGCUGGUGAUCGAGGAGGCCGAGCGAUCCAUCCACGAUGCCCUCUGCGUAAUCCGCUGCCUUGUCAAGAAGAGAGCAUUGAUCGCUGGCGGUGGAGCACCAGAAAUCGAGAUGGCACUGAGGUUGGCAGAAUACUCCCGUUCUCUAGCUGGCAUGGAGGCGUACUGCGUGCGUGCAUACGCCGAUGCCCUCGAGGUCAUCCCCUCUACGCUGGCAGAGAACGCUGGUCUUAAUCCCAUCUCCACAGUAACAGAACUGCGUAACAGGCACGCACAAGGAGAGAAAACAGCCGGGAUUAACGUCCGCAAGGGUGGGAUCUCUAACAUCCUUGAAGAGCUGGUCGUUCAACCAUUGCUGGUGUCCAUCAGUGCCCUCACCCUCGCCACAGAAACGGUCCGCAGCAUCCUCAAGAUUGAUGAUCUUGUGAAUACCCGAUAAAGUUUGCAUGAAUGUCAUUACUGAAGGGCGUCGUGAUAGCACACCGCUAAGAAAAUGUCGCUUUCUUUAGCUGUUACCUUGAGUAAUUUAAUAAAACAUGUUUUUGACGCGAUAA